Stylophora pistillata is the source of this 1431-nucleotide messenger RNA. Its product is annotated as retinal homeobox protein Rx1. The record is from RefSeq and is a predicted model, not a curated record. Lineage: Eukaryota; Metazoa; Cnidaria; Anthozoa; Scleractinia; Pocilloporidae. Gene Ontology annotation, molecular function: RNA polymerase II transcription regulatory region sequence-specific DNA binding; DNA-binding transcription factor activity, RNA polymerase II-specific. Gene Ontology annotation, biological process: regulation of transcription by RNA polymerase II.
AAUGUUUAAUAAAUUGCUCCUUUUUAAUUGUUUUCCUUCGUCUAAAACAAAGGGGCGACACAAAUGAAAUCGCCUCGACAAUGUGGCAAAGAAUGGAUGCCGAGUAUUCUAAAUUAAGGUAGAUAUCUAUUAACGCCAAACCGUGGACUUUCAUUGGAUGAAGAGCCAAUAUUAAGAAAAGCCCUUGAAACUUUAAAAUUUUUGUCCAUCACUGAAAGAGACAUAAGAGACAAUCUGCCCGCAAAACUCAUAAAAACUAGUCUGCCCAUCUGUUGGAGCCAGUUUAAACAGACAACGAUCGAGAAAAGUGGUUUUAAAAAGCUACUGGGUUGGGUUCACCAUUGGAAAAGAGAUGGAUGUAAAAUCCGAAAGCAACGCUACUGAGACUGUCCCUGCAGAACAAGUUCCCGUAGAGGGAGAUGAAGAAGCCGAAGAAGUGAACUCGUCGUCCGAAGACGCCACGGCUGCAGCGAAGAAAAAGAAAACUCGCUAUCGCACAACAUUUAGUCAGUAUCAGCUAGAAGAGCUUGAACGAGCAUUCGACAAAGCCCCUUAUCCUGAUGUCUUUGCACGGGAAGAAUUAGCCUCUAAACUUGGUUUGACAGAAGCAAGAAUCCAGGUCUGGUUCCAGAACAGACGAGCAAAAUGGCGAAAACGAGAAAAGCUGUGCGCUUUUGGAGCAGUUCCCCCGGGACAUGGUAUGGUCUACCCUUGGUUACACCAAGAGCCAUUCUCUCCUAACACAUCGUACCCUGUGACUUUCCCCUCGGGUCUUGGACACGGCAGUACCCCACGGGACAUGUGCUCGUCCUUUUACCAAGCCACGACACAUCCAAUGCAGUGUUUCCGUUCGCAAGUUCCGGCCGUAAUGCGCCCCGGUUGUCCCGAUCCUCGUGAAUGCCCUUGCUCUUGCAGCAUGCUGUCUACGACGGGGAGCCCGUGCUUUAUAGCACCCCCCUACCGACUUGAGGAGUCCGGGCGGGGAUUUGAUGUCCUACCCGAACAUUCUGGUGGAAUAACGAGGGAAACCAACCGAGUCUCCAGUAUCGCUUCUCUUCGCCUUCGAGCCAAAGAACAUCAGAUGAAUAUUGUGCAGAUUCUUAGUAGAAAAUAAAAUGGGACUGAACGCAACGUCAAAUUCAUAUCUAAGUAGUUUUAAACAAAAUUCAGAAGUAUAUACAGUAAAACUUCAUAUGGUAGUGGCAAAGUGAAUGUGCGAUUAUAACGCAUCGAACUUGUAAAUACUAAUGGUUAUCACUUCGAUACUCUUGGCUGUGUAGCGGACUUAACCGUAUUAAUAUUUCAGUAUUUGUAAUUUUAUAACCAUAGCCUGACUAUGAAUUCUUCGAACUGCAUCUCAGGCUCGAGUUUUCAAAAUAAUGUAAAACAAAUUUAAAGCGAACAUAACUGUAAAUAAAUUUAUACAAUUGA